UUGGACGACAGACAAAACGUCUUAACGUGUGAGCACGUUAGCGAGACUAUACAGUUCGGGAAAUCGGUAUGAUGCCCUAUCUUCGAGGCGGAGUCGCGACGCUCAUGCGACGAACUUCUCUUCGAGACGACGUCAAGGCAGACGGCGACGAUCCGGCGACCGAGGAGCCCUGGGAUCCAGGUACAGGCGUAUUAGCGCCGCCACCGACGACGACGACGCCUGGCGACGACGCGGCUGACGACUGCAGCGUGGAUGGCGAGGCAACCGACAGUGUCUCGGUGACCAGCGAAACGGUCGAGACGGAGGCCCGCCCACCGAAAACGGUUCCCAGCGCGUCAUGGGCCGCCAAGCGCGUCAGGCGACUCCUGGCGGUGCAGAGCGCCUUCGGAGCACGCUUCGGAGCGACCAGGGCGCCCUCUGCACCCACCUUCUCGGACGCACAGACGCAGACGCUGCCCGACGCGAGCACUGAGGAGGUGCACUGUCGCCGCUGUCGAGGAGUCUACAGGCGUCAGAGGGCGCGGGACGACGACCUCUCGAAGCCGGACGCAAAUACCCGUCCCAGCGUCUCCGUGGCGGCGACCCACAAGACCGACGGUACCACUGCGGGCGCCUACCCCGAGAAGCCCGUCUCCUGGACCAGCCGCGCUCUCGAAUCGGCGUUGGUCGUGGCCUCCGAGAUUCUCCAGUACCCGUGGGGCGCCGACGCGCUCAUCCUGGUCGGCAUUGUCCUGCUGGCCUCGUUCCUGGUCGUCCUGUACUACGCGGUCGCCGUCGUGCUACCCAUCAUGGUCCUGGCCGUCAUCUUGGCCAUGAUCAACUCGGCGCUCUUCGAGAACAGCCGCUUCCUACACGUCCUGCGGAGACUGGGGCUCACGUGACGCCCUGUCGUGACGUCAUGAGGCCACGCUUUCUUGUUUGUUUAUGGAACUGCCUUCGUACUUAUUACUGACGAACUUUAAAUACGACCGUAGUCGGGCGAGAGGGUCCCCGUGUUUGGUGGUAAUGUUGCAAUAGUUUAGCUCCGUCGUUUGGAUGUCACAGGCACUCCUGCAGGUCAGCAUCGUUAGCGUGCGUGCGAUAGAGUUGUGCGUCAUCGACGGUGCCUUCGCUUGCAAUAAUCAACACGCGACUGGCGCUGUCUUCUGUUGAUUUCAAUUGAUCCUAACGCGUCGUUUUGGUCCGGAGGCUUAAACGUGGCGUUCCGCGUAAUUCAGCGUCCUUGAAUGAGGUUUAUUGGCUCAUGCUGCCGUUUGUACGACCGUUGCCUCCGUACGUUGUACUGUUCCCUCCGCGAGCAGCUCCGUCAGCGCGCCGUCUCACUGCCAGAGCUCACUGCGGAAGCAACAGUACAUUAUGCCAAUAGACUUGAAUGCAUUGUGGAGAGUGCCGGAUAAAUUCUGCAGGUCAGAAAAUAUACGUGAUCGAUGUUUGCAGCGCUCCCUAACAAGAUUAUAAGAAGCUAGCCAACAAAUAAAGAAGAGACUAACAACGUUUCGAAACGUUGAGCACAGCGGCAAGCACGCAGUUUUGUGACUUAAAAUGGCGUCACAAUGUCACGGCUUGCUGCACAACAAGCUGCGCAACAAGCUGCCCCGAGGUAUUUUCACUUAGGUGCCGACAGUGGCAUCGGCCCAGGCGUCGUCCCAGACUACGUUGUCUUUCAGUAUACGAUUUUGAUACACACCCUCACAGAUACGCAGGGUUGCACUGCCAGAUUACGGCACGCUGCAUACUGUGUUCUUUGCACGUUCCUUAGCUUUGUUACUGCGAUAUACGUUAUCGAAACAAUGUUCUGUGAUCACUUUGGUACUUCUCAGAGAAUCUCCAAGUCUUUUUGUCUCGGAUCUCCUACCAAAUGACUUGCUUUCUCUGUGUACCGUAACCUGCAGGUGAUAAACUUUCCGCGCGCGUUUGUAUUGUGUGUCAUUUGGCCCCCACAGUGUUCCACACUGAUUCACUAGAGGAAAAUUUGGCGCUAUAGUGCACGUGGGAGCUGCAGCGCAUGGCGUUUCACUCGGCAUCGGAACGAUGGGUUGUGCAUACAUUUCCUUCCCUAAGCUUCCCUCUUUCGGCUCCGUGUGUCUCCGUGUAAACCGUUAUGUCGUAAUACAAAGAUCACCGAAAUUAUAGUGUGCUAUAUAUGUUGUGCUAUACCAACACUUAUGCACUCCUACUUCCCCACCUUGAGACUGGCCAGUUCGAAACAGUUCACGAAGUUCACAACGAGCUGUCAUUCUUUCCGAAACAAAAGCCGAAGCACAGGAAUAUACCAAGCAACGCUUCCUAUAAAAACUGUUAUAGAACGUCGCUCUCUUUUCAAUAGGGAGCCUCCUUCCAGCGCGCAAUCUCGGAGGCCAUGCCUCCUGCCUUGUGUUGCGACCGGCCGCCGCAUGAGACCGCUCGCCUCCGGACCGUUCGGUCACGUGACAUAACCGUACCGCUCUGUCACGUGACAUCACGGCUGCUCGGAGGCAACUGUGAGAGCGUUGCUGUGUUCGCGGGGGGCGGCCGUCGGAUACGCUCGCCGUCGUACCGAUGGAGGAGGGUAAAAUCAGAGGGUAGGGCAGCACGUUCGCGACUUACGUUCCAGGCAUAAUUUUUUUAGGAGGCCAAGCCACAAGAACGUUCGAAGCCGCGAGCAGUAAGACUAUACGUAUACAUCUAUGUACUACACAGCACAUCCUUCACAUGAUAGCUGAACAAUCGCUGCGCCACAUUUCUCUCUAGUAAACAUUAUAGAAAACUCAAUCAUUUUCCUUUUAUUGUUAACUGGGUCUAAACGCGUUGUUGUUUUUUUGUAUAUCAACUAAGGUUGUCAUAAAUCAUGUUGCCGAUUCGUUGAUAUUCCUACCAGGUUUCCACUGUCCGCUGGCUCGUGUAAAACUAUGUGCCUGGACGACAGUCGGCUGAGGUUUUUUGUGUGUGCAUACAAAGAAGCCAAAACUCUACCUAAAAUUAUUUGUCAUGGAACUUUUUACAAUUCGUAUUACCUAUAUAUGUGUGUUCGACCAUGGUUGUCAUAUCUAUUUUUAUGCACUGUGUUCACAAAAAAAAAAAAUAAAGCGAUAUGAAACCCUGGAGUGCAUUCUGCCCUGUC
This is a messenger RNA of Rhipicephalus microplus (southern cattle tick), 3100 nucleotides long. RefSeq lists its product as uncharacterized. The record is from RefSeq and is a predicted model, not a curated record. NCBI's taxonomy places the organism in Eukaryota, Metazoa, Arthropoda, Arachnida, Ixodida, Ixodidae.